This is a messenger RNA of Ctenocephalides felis (cat flea), 1421 nucleotides long. It is a transcript of the gene Uba5, whose product is annotated as ubiquitin-like modifier-activating enzyme 5. Gene Ontology annotation, molecular function: UFM1 activating enzyme activity. The coding region runs from base 212 to 1390 and encodes 392 amino acids. The transcript has 8 exons. Gene Ontology annotation, biological process: protein ufmylation. The record is from RefSeq and is a predicted model, not a curated record. Lineage: Eukaryota; Metazoa; Arthropoda; Insecta; Siphonaptera; Pulicidae. Gene Ontology annotation, cellular component: cytoplasm; cytosol.
UAUUGGAAAAGACACGUGGACAAAGUUUUGACAAGUGUCCACAACCGAAAUGACAGCUGUUGAAAAUUUCAAUUAAACUAAAACAAAGUUAUAAUUGCUAUGCUAGUGUAAUAUUUUAAAUUAUUGACAUUCUAAAGAGAUCAUUUAAAAAUAUUGUAGAACCUAUAACAUAAGAAAACAUUGAAAAUUAGCAUUACAUUCCUAAAGCAAUAUGUCGACUGUAGAAGAAUUAAAAUCGAAAAUCAAGGAAUUGGAAUUGCAAUUAGAAGCCGAACGGCAUAAAAAUGGCCCAGGACGAAGUAAAAUAUUGCAAAUGUCAUCAGAAGUUGUAGAUUCUAAUCCUUACAGUCGUUUAAUGGCCUUGAAGCGAAUGGGUAUAGUGGAUAAUUAUGAACAAAUCAGAGGAUUUACUGUAGCAGUUGUAGGAGUAGGCGGGGUUGGGAGUGUUACUGCAGAAAUGUUAACCAGAUGCGGAAUAGGAAAGCUAGUAUUAUUUGAUUAUGAUCGUGUUGAGCUGGCAAAUAUGAAUCGUUUGUUUUUCACACCUCAACAAGCUGGUUUAAGUAAAGUAGUUGCUGCAGCACAUACUUUACAAAACAUUAAUCCAGAUGUUGAAAUUGAUACACAUAAUUAUGACAUCACCACAGUAAGCAACUUCCAACAAUUUUUAGAUGCAAUAAGCACAGGUUCUAUGUCCGGUGGUCCUGUAGACUUAGUAUUAUCAUGUGUUGAUAAUUUUGAAGCUAGAAUGGCCAUUAAUACAGCAUGUAAUGAACUAAAUAAGAAAUGGUUUGAAUCAGGAGUGGCCGAAAAUGCAGUGUCAGGGCACAUACAGUUUAUAAUACCUGGAGAAACAGCCUGUUUUGCUUGUGCACCACCACUUGUUGUUGCAGCUAAUAUUGAUGAAAAGACUUUAAAAAAAGAUGGAGUAUGUGCAGCAAGCUUACCUACUACAAUGGGUAUAGUGGCCGGCUUGCUAGUUCAGAAUGCAUUGAAAUAUUUGCUAAAUUUUGGCAGUAUUUCCUUUUAUUUGGGAUACAGUGCUUUACCUGAUUUUUUCCCCAGAAUGGCUCUUAAACCAAACCCAUCUUGUAGCGACAGCUUUUGUAUUCAACGACAGAAAGAAUUUGCUGCAAAACCUAAAUUAGAAAAAAAGGAAAUGAUUGAAGUUGAAAAACCUGUUCAUGAAGAUAACGAAUGGGGUAUUUGUGUAGUAGAAGAUAACAAUCCUCAGGAAGAUGAAUCGGCAGGCUUAAAAUUGGGUUUAGUAGAAGGUCUUAAAUUGCAAUAUACCAUGCCUUCGGUGUCAAACAACAUUUCUGAAGAAUCCCCAAGUCAAAAUGAAGAUAUAUCUUUAGAGGAACUGAUGGCACAAAUGAAAUCUAUAUAGAUGUAUUAAAACAUUGAUAUUUAAUAUAUAA